Messenger RNA from Clunio marinus, 10110 nucleotides. Lineage: Eukaryota; Metazoa; Arthropoda; Insecta; Diptera; Chironomidae. The record is from the annotation of a GenBank genome assembly.
UCAGAUUCUAGAAUGGAACUUGUUCCCAUAAUUAUUUGCUUGGAAAUUCUACUUCCACAUAAUAUAGAAGGAAAGCUUGUAUGGCUGGCAAACGCUUAUUAUUCCUCUGACCCAAAGUACAUAGAAGAUUUUUUUGUCAAAGUAUUCAAUGACAAAGAUGGCAAGCCGAGAGUCAAUUCCUCUGCAAAUCAGGUUAAAGACUUGGAAAAGUUUGUGGUGACAUUAAUGAUUAAGGAAAAAUCAAGAAAAGACGCAAUUGAAUAUAAUCAUAUUUUAUUAAUGGCAAAUGUGAACUCAUGCAAAGUUUCGAAAGGUGUUUUCGGAAACUUCUUGAUUGAUAUCGUUUAUAAUUUGUUGAAAGAGGUUUCAAACUUCAAGUUUUCAUGUCCACAAGUUAAAGGUUUAGUAGCUCCAACAUUUACACCAUUCAAUGACCAACACGAGAUUAAUUACGAUGCUUUUGAACCUUACGCAAAACUUCUUAAGUCUAAAGGAAUUAAAGCUUUUCUUGUGAAUGGAACUUCGGGCGAAGGAAUGCUUUUGUCGGUUAGUGAACGUAAAAAGGCAGCAGAGAAGUGGUCAGAAGUUUGUAAGAAACUUGACAUUCUGUUAAUGGUGCAAGUCUCUGGAUGUCCCUUCCCAGAUGUUAUUGAGUUAACCAAACAUGCAGCAAGUCUUAAAGUUGAUGGAAUUCUGUGCCUUCCUGAACUUUACUUCAAACCGAAGACUAUCGAGAAAUUGGUGAAUUAUCUGAAAGACAUUUCAGUUUAUUGCCCAAACAUUCCACUUUACUACUAUCACAUUCCAAUGUUGACUCAAGUUGAUUUACCAAUGGCCAGUUUCAUGCAACUUGCCAAAAAAGAAAUUCCGAACUUCACUGGCAUCAAGUACACUUCGGGAGAUCUUGAGAAAGGAAUUUUGUGUCUGAAGCAUGGACAAGUGUUUCUCGGUUCCGACACAAUUCUUUGCGGUGCUCUUGCUUUGGGUUUAGUAGCUCCAACAUUUACACCAUUCAAUGACCAACACGAGAUUAAUUACGAUGCUUUUGAACCUUACGCAAAACUUCUUAAGUCUAAAGGAAUUAAAGCUUUUCUUGUGAAUGGAACUUCGGGCGAAGGAAUGCUUUUGUCGGUUAGUGAACGUAAAAAGGCAGCAGAGAAGUGGUCAGAAGUUUGUAAGAAACUUGACAUUCUGUUAAUGGUGCAAGUCUCUGGAUGUCCCUUCCCAGAUGUUAUUGAGUUAACCAAACAUGCAGCAAAUCUUAAAGUUGAUGGAAUUCUGUGCCUUCCUGAACUUUACUUCAAACCGAAGACUAUCGAGAAAUUGGUGAAUUAUCUGAAAGACAUUUCAGUUUAUUGCCCUAACAUUCCACUUUACUACUAUCACAUUCCAAUGUUGACUCAAGUUGAUUUACCAAUGGCCAGUUUCAUGCAACUUGCCAAAAAAGAAAUUCCGAACUUCACUGGCAUCAAGUACACUUCGGGAGAUCUUGAGAAAGGAAUUUUGUGUCUGAAGCAUGGACAAGUGUUCAUCGGACCUAAUUCAAUCCUUUGUGGUGCUCUUGCUUUGGGUUUUAAGAACGCAAUCAUGACAUCACUCAAUACAAAUCCUGAAGCUGGUUUAAAGAUUUUUGAGUUGAUGGAGCAAGGAAAGUUAGCUGAAGCACAAAAUCAACAAAAGUUACUUAAUGAAUAUUUAGAAACAACUAUGAAGAAAGGCAAUGGCGAAUGGGUUCCAUCAUUGAAGAAAGAAUUUAAUGAACAAUUCAAGCCAAUUUACCUUGGACCAACACGAAAACCUCUUUNACAAAUGCAGAAGCUUAAGCAAUUUAAAGGAUUAAUGGCACCAACUUUUACACCAUUUAAUGGUGAUAAAGAAAUUAAUUAUGGAAUAAUUGAAAGUUACGCGAAAUCAUUGAAUGCAAAAGGAAUCUCAGCGAUUUUAGUGAAUGGAACUUCAGGUGAAGGAAUGUCGUUGUCAGUCAGUGAGAGAAGAAAGGUUACAGAGAAGUGGUCAGAAGUUUGCAAGAAACUUGACAUUCUGUUAAUGGUGCAAGUCUCUGGAUGUCCCUUCCCAGAUGUUAUUGAGUUAACCAAACAUGCAGCAAAUCUUAAAGUUGAUGGAAUUCUGUGCCUUCCUGAACUUUACUUCAAACCGAAAACUAUCGAGAAAUUGGUGAAUUAUCUGAAAGACAUUUCAGUUUAUUGCCCAAACAUUCCACUUUACUACUAUCACAUUCCAAUGUUGACUCAAGUUGAUUUACCAAUGGCCAGUUUCAUGCAACUUGCCAAAAAAGAAAUUCCGAACUUCACUGGCAUCAAGUACACUUCGGGAGAUCUUGAGAAAGGAAUUUUGUGUCUGAAGCAUGGACAAGUGUUCAUCGGACCUAAUUCAAUCCUUUGUGGUGCUCUUGCUUUGGGUUUUAAGAACGCAAUCAUGACAUCACUCAAUACAAAUCCUGAAGCUGGUUUAAAGAUUUUUGAGUUGAUGGAGCAAGGAAAGUUAGCUGAAGCACAAAAUCAACAAAAGUUACUUAAUGAAUAUUUAGAAACAACUAUGAAGAAAGACGAUAUCGAUGUUGAUGAUAUUACGGAAAUGGGAAUUCUUUCAGAACGUCAACCACCAAUGGAGGGACUUAUGGAAAUCCCAAAUUCGAAUUCUAUUAUACGAGAGGAGACAGUACGAGCCUUGUACAGCAACAACGUUUAUGAUCAGCUGGCUGCAACUCAAAAAUUUCGAAAAAUGCUUUCAAAAGAGCCAAAUCCUCCUAUAGAUGAGGUCAUCAGAACAGGAAUUGUGCCUAGAUUUGUGGAACUUUUACAAAACCAUGAGAACCACACAUUGCAGUUUGAAGCUGCUUGGGCGCUCACAAAUAUUGCAUCAGGAACCAGCCAACAGACACAAAUCGUUCUAGAGGCAAAAGCAAUUCCUGUCUUUGUAAAUUUGCUAGCAACAAGUCAAAAUAAUGACGUUCAAGAGCAAGUUGUAUGGGCUUUGGGCAAUAUUGCAGGAGAUUCUGCUGCUUGUCGUGAUGAAGUGUUGGACGCGGGGAUUUUAGAUCCACUCUUAAUGAUUUUAGAAUCAUCAUCACGAAUGAACAUGUGCCGAAACGGUGUCUGGACGCUGUCAAAUCUUUGUCGUGGUAAAAGUCCUCCACCAGACUUUGAAAAAGUCUCAAAAUGUCUCCCAGUUCUCGCACGUUUUAUCUUUCAUGACGACAAUGAAGUUUUGAGUGAUGCAUGUUGGGCACUAAGCUAUUUAAGUGAUGGGCCAAAUAACAAAAUUCAAGCGGUGAUUGAUGCUGGUGUAUGUCGUCGUUUGGUGGAACUUCUUGCGUUUCGGUCUUGCAAUAACGUUAUCUCGGCUGCAUUACGUGCUGUUGGUAACAUCGUGACUGGUGACGAUGCACAGACGCAAAUUGUGCUUAAUUGCAAUGCUCUUCCCGCUCUUUAUCAACUCCUACAAUCGGAAAAGGAUACAAUCGUAAAAGAAGCGUGUUGGACUAUUUCAAACAUUGCUGCUGGCAAUAAACAACAAAUUCAAGCCAUCAUUGAUGCCAACAUUUUCCCAAUGCUUAUCAAUAUUCUUCGAACAGCUGAAUAUAAAACAAGAAAAGAAGCGGCAUGGGCAGUGACAAAUUCGACAAGUGGUGGAACAUCUGAGCAGAUUAAUUAUCUGGUUUCGGUUGGAUGUAUUCCACCGAUGUGUGAAUUAUUGACGGUGAUGGAUGCAAACAUUGUGCAAGUUGCUUUAAAUGGUUUAGAAAAUAUUCUGAAAUCUGGAGAGGAAUGUCAUCAUAAACCAAAUCCUUUUGCUGUAAUGAUUGAAGAAUGUUAUGGUCUCGAUAAAAUUGAAUUCCUACAAACACAUUCGAAAACGGAGAUCUAUGAACGCGCUUACAGUAUCCUUCAAGAGUACUACGGCAACGACGAAGAAGAUGCCGGCGUUGCUCCAUCAACUCAAAAUAAUGAGUUUCAAUUCACGAAUCAACCAGUCACUGACAAUAGAAGAGAAAACAUGUCAACUGAAAAAGAACCUGUUGGCGAUGAUAUUGAAGGAGAUGUUGAUGAAAACUACAAGGCGCCACCCCAAAAGACUAUCGAAGAGAUUUUAAGUCUUGACAAUGAGGAUGAAAGUUUGCGCAAGUAUAAAGAAGCACUGCUAGGCUCUCAAGCUGAGAAAAUUAUCAUUGAUGCCAACAAUCCAAAGAAUGUUAUUGUCAAAAGACUUGCACUGGUUGUUACUGAUAGACCAGACAUGGUCCUGGAGCUUGAUGGCGAUUUAUCUCAAUUAAAAAAACAAUCAUUCGCUAUUAAGGAAGGCAUUCAAUAUAAAAUUAGAAUCGAGUUCUACGUUCAACGUGAAAUUGUUCAUGGAUUAAAAUAUGUUCAGAAGACAUCUCGAAUGGGUGUCAACGUUGAUAAGAUGACGCACAUGGUUGGUUCAUAUCCUCCAAAAACAGAAAUUCAAAGUUUUACGACAAACUUUGAAGAGGCACCGAGUGGAAUGCUCGCUCGUGGUGAAUAUUCUGUGUCAUCAUUGUUCACUGAUGACGAUAAAACGGAGCAUUUGAAAUGGGAAUGGACAUUGAAAGUUGAAAAAGACUGUGCGCAGUUUGAUCCACAUUUCUGGGGUGGGCGUUCUGGAAUGGUUCACCUGUUCGAGUGGAAAUGGAGCGACAUUGCAAAUGAAUGUGAAAACUUCCUUGCUCCAAAUGGAUUUGCUGGUGUUCAAAUCUCGCCUCCAAACGAGAAUGUGAUUGUCCCGAAUCGUCCAUGGUGGGAACGUUACCAACCAGUUUCGUAUCACUUAAAUACAAGAUCGGGAAAUGAAGCGGCUUUCGCUGACAUGACACGUCGUUGCAACGCUGUCGGUGUUCGUAUCUACGCUGAUGCUGUCAUCAAUCACAUGUCAGGAAUGAGUGGAACUGGAACUGGAGGAUCAAGUGCAGACAAUUGGAACAUGCAAUGGCCAGCAGUUCCUUUCGGUCCAAAUGACUUCAAUCCACGUUGUGAUAUUGAAAGCUACAACGAUAUUUAUCAAGUUCGUAAUUGCUGGUUGGUGGGAUUGGCUGAUUUGAAGCAAAGUCAAGAAUAUGUUCGGCAAAAGAUCGCAGACUUUUUAAAUCAUCUCAUUAAUUUGGGUGUCGCUGGUUUCCGUGUCGACGCAAUGAAGCACAUGUGGCCUGGCGAUAUGGAAAAUAUUUUUGGUCGUUUAAAUAAUCUUAACACCAACUAUGGAUUCCGCAGUGGUGCUCGUCCAUUUAUUACACAAGAAGUCAUUGAUUUAGGUGGUGAAGCAAUCACCAAAUACGAAUACACUCACCUUGGAACUGUCACAGAGUUCCGUUACUCAGCCGAAAUUGGAAAAGCUUUCCGCGGUGGAAAUCAAUUGAGAUAUUUAAAAAAUUUUGGGACCGAGUGGGGUUUCUUAGAAUCUCAUUUGGCUUUGACUUUUGUUGACAAUCACGACAACCAAAGAGGUCAUGGAGCUGGUGGUGCUGAUGUUUUGACUUACAAACAAUCGCGACAAUAUAAAAUGGCAACAGCUUUCCAUCUUGCGUGGCCAUUCGGAAUCAAUCGUAUCAUGAGCUCUUUUGAAUUCACUAACACUGAAGCUGGUCCACCAGCUGAUGGAAAUGGAAAUUUAAGAUCACCAACAUUUAAUGCUGAUGGAUCAUGCGGGGGUGGAUGGGUUUGUGAACAUCGAUGGCGGCAAAUUUACAACAUGGUUGGCUUCCGUAAUGCUGUUGAGGGUACAGGCGUAGAGAAUUGGUGGGAUAAUGGUGGAAACCAGAUAGCAUUCUCACGUGGCAACCGCGGAUUCAUCGCUUUCAAUGGAGAAGGCUACGCUUUGAACCAAAACUUAGCCACUGGUUUGUCAGCUGGAACUUACUGUGAUCUUGCAUCUGGUAUAAAGAGUGGAAGUUCUUGCACUGGUAGCUCAAUUCAAGUUGGAGGCGAUGGACGUGCGAACAUUAACUUAAGCAACACUGCUUAUGACGGCUUCAUUGCAAUUCACGUUAAUGCUAAAUUACAGCAGGUGAAACUUUCAGAUAUUUACAGUUUAUACAGAAAACAUCAUUGUGUGAAAAAAAGUUUUAGAAUAAAAAUUGCUGUUCUCUUAAUUUCAUCUUUAGUAUUGAGACUUGAAGUGAUGAAAAUAUUUUUUAUAUUUCUAAAUUUUCUGGGUGCAUCUCGUGCGCAAUUCGAUCCACAUUUCUGGGGUGGGCGUUCUGGAAUGGUUCACCUGUUCGAGUGGAAAUGGAGCGACAUUGCAAAUGAAUGUGAAAACUUCCUAGCUCCAAAUGGAUUUGCUGGUGUUCAAAUCUCACCUCCAAAUGAGAAUGUGAUUGUCCCGAAUCGGCCAUGGUGGGAACGUUACCAACCAGUUUCGUAUCACUUAAAUACAAGAUCGGGAAAUGAAGCGGCUUUCGCUGACAUGACACGUCGUUGCAACGCUGUCGGUGUUCGUAUCUACGCUGAUGCUGUCAUCAAUCACAUGUCAGGAAUGAGUGGAACUGGAACUGGAGGAUCAAGUGCAGACAAUUUGGGCAUGCAAUGGCCAGCAGUUCCUUUCGGUCCAAAUGACUUCAAUCCACGUUGUGAUAUUGAAAGCUACAACGACGCUAUUCAAGUUCGUAAUUGUUGGUUGGUGGGAUUGGCUGAUUUAAACCAAGGCCAUGAAUACGUUCGGCAAAAGAUCGUUGAUUAUAUGAACCAUCUCAUUGAUUUGGGUGUCGCUGGCUUCCGUGUCGAUGCAAUGAAGCACAUGUGGCCUGGUGAUAUGGAAAAUAUUUUUGGUCGUUUAAAUAAUUUGAAUACUGCGCAUAAUUUUCAUUAUGGGGCACGUCCAUUUAUUGCACAAGAAGUCAUUGAUUUAGGUAAUGAAGCAAUAGAAAAAUACGAAUACACUCACCUUGGAACUGUCACAGAGUUCCGCUACUCAGCUGAGAUUGGAAAAGCUUUCCGAGGUGGAAAUCAAUUGAAAUGGUUGAGAAACUUUGGAACCGAGUGGGGAUUUUUGCAGUCUCAUUUGGCUUUGACUUUUGUUGACAAUCACGACAACCAAAGAGGUCAUGGAGCUGGUGGUGCUGAUGUUUUGACUUACAAACAAUCGCGACAAUAUAAAAUGGCAACAGCUUUCCAUCUUGCGUGGCCAUUCGGAAUCAAUCGUAUCAUGAGCUCUUUUGAAUUCACUAACACUGAAGCUGGUCCACCAGCUGAUGGAAAUGGAAAUUUAAGAUCACCAACAUUCAAUGCUGAUGGAUCAUGCGGGGGUGGAUGGGUUUGUGAACAUCGAUGGCGACAAAUUUAUAACAUUGUUGGCUUCCGUAAUGCUGUUGAGGGUACAGGUGUAGAGAAUUGGUGGGAUAAUGGUGGAAACCAGAUAGCAUUCUCACGUGGCAACCGCGGAUUCAUCGCUUUCAAUGGAGAAGCUUUUCCUUUGAACGAAAACUUGUACACGGGCUUACCAGGUGGAGCCUAUUGUGAACUAUCAUCUGGUAUAAAAAGUGGUUAUAUCUGUACUGGUAAUACGAUCCAUGUGGAUUGUCAUGGAGUUGCCAACAUUAAUUUAAGCAACACUGCUUAUGACGGUUUCAUUGCAAUUCACGUUGACGCCAGAUUAUAUGACGUUUCUCUAAAAGUAAUGUCGCAACAUAUAGAAAAUAUAAAGAGGCUUCAGUCCUCUAUAGAAAGCAUCAGAAAUAUUUGUAUAUUAGCUCAUGUAGAUCACGGAAAGACAACAUUAGCUGAUUAUUUAAUAGCCAACAAUGGAAUCAUCUCAAGUCGAAAUGCUGGACCGAUGCGUUAUUUAGACAAUCGUCCAGAUGAACAAGAGCGCCAAAUCACAAUGAAAGCUUCAAACAUUUCACUUUAUUACAAAUCAAAAUCAUCAACUGAAUAUUUAAUCAAUCUCAUUGAUUCACCGGGUCAUGUGGACUUUUCGAGUGAAACAUCGGCUGCAGUUCGUUUAGCUGAUGGUUGUAUAGUUGUUGUGGAUGUGAUAGAAGGAGUUUGUGCUCAGACGAGAACAAUCCUUCAGCAAGCAUACAAUGAGAACUUAAAACCGAUUUUGUUUCUCAAUAAAAUCGAUCGACUCAUUCUCGAAAGAAAUAUGAACAGUGCUGAGGCUGAAGAUCAUUUAAGAAGAUUAUUAGAGCAAAUAAAUGCAGUUGUUGGCAAUCUUUUUGCAUCUCAAGUAUUAAAAGAUGAGGACACAGAAAACUCAAAUCAAGAAUCUGCACUUGAGUCAUCUGAUGAUUCCAAGCUCUAUUUUAAUCCUAAUGAGGGUAAUGUCAUAUUUGGAUCAGCCCAAGAUGGAUGGGGACUUAGUCCAAUUCACUUUGCUGAAAUGUUCUCUACUAAAAUGGAAAUUCCACUUGAGAUUUUAAGUCAAAAAAUUUGGGGUGAUUUCUAUUACAAUUUUAAACACAAAAGAUGUGAUUCGGGAGCUUAUUCCAAGGGGAAAACAACAAUUUUUGUCCAAGUAAUUCUUGAUAAUAUUUGGACACUUUACAAUAAUGUGAUGUCGGGUGAAGUCAGUAAAAUUCCGGCUUUUUGUGAGAGACUUAGACUUAAAUAUCGUCCACCAAAAACCACAACAGUUAAUCGAAAGGCAAUUUUGAAGAGUGUUUGCAUGGAAUGGCUUCCACUUCAUCAUGCAAUGUUCGAGAAGAUUGUUGAACAAGUAACAAAUCCAAGCGCGAUGUAUGACAUCAAAAUGUCGAAGCUUUUAAGUUUGGAUGAAUCGCAGAUACCUAAAAUAGAAUUUCAUAAUAAUGAUGAUUCAAAAGUCAUUGCAUUCAUUGCAAAAAUGGUUCCGAUCACAUUUCGAGAACUUCAAGCUUGCGACAAAAGUUUGAAAGAUGUCAGCAGCGAUGAAUAUGAAGAUGAUGAUCAAGUUUUGAUUGCAUUUGCCAGAAUUUAUAGUGGAACAUUGAGAGAAGAUUCAAAAGUUCAUUUAGUUAAGUCGGAUUACAAUCCAAAGAAGAAGAAUGUUGAACAGCUUGAGUCUGUAACAAUUAAGCGAAUCUACCUCAUGAUGGGAAGAAAUCUUGAGCCUAUCAAUGAAGCACAUACUGGAAUGAUUGUUGGAAUUUGGGGACUUCAAAAGCAUGUCAUUAAAACUGCUACGUUGUCGUCAAGUGAUAAUUGUCCUCCAUUUAAUGGAUUGGAUAUUUUAGCACCGCCGGUUGUUCGUGUUGCUGUUGAGCCAACAAAUGUCGAUGAUAUGCCGAAGCUUGUUAAAGGAUUAAAAAUUCUCAAUCAAGUUGAUUCAUGUGUUCAAAUAAUGAUUCAAGAAUCGGGUGAACAUGUUCUGUGUGUCCUUGGUGAAGUUCAUCUCGAGAAAUGUGUUCGCGAUUUAAAAGAAAGUUAUGCAAAAAUUUCCUUAAAUGUCUCAAAACCAAUUGUUCAAUUUCGUGAGACGAUUGUGAUGGAUCCAGUGAUAAGUUCAAAGAAUUUGAUAAACACUGAUGAUGAAAAGAAAUCAGUAACAAUUAAUGGUCGUAAUAAUGCGUGCACCAUCAAAAUGAUUGCAAUUCCAUUGCCAAAAGAUUUAGUGGAGUUGCUAGAAGCAAACAAAAAUGCAUUGAAAGUUUUCAUCGAUAAAUUCGAAGACGAUUCAUCCGAAUCGACAAUCAAAAUGAGUCGAGAAUUAUUGGAAGUUAAAAAUUCUGUUGUUAAUGAAAUAAAAAAAUCACUUGAGGAUGCUAUUGAUGUUGAAGAUAUUUGGAGUAUGGGGCCGAAGAAGUCAAGCACUUGCAUUCUGGCCAAUAAAAGCUCUUAUAAGCAUUUAAAUUUCUGGUCAAGUGGAACUGGAGCUGUGGGCCUUUAUGAUCGUGCAAUUAUCAACGGUUUUCAAACCGCCGUUCAAUCUGGUCCGCUAUGCCAAGAGCCGAUGCAUGGCGUUUGCUUUCUGCUUCAAGAAUUUAAUGUUGAUGAAACGUGCGAGAAGAGCGAAAGCCCAAUAUCUGGCAUCAUCAUCACUGCUGUGAAAGAAGCGUGUCGACUUGCAUUUCAAAAGCAAGCACAGCGUCUUGUCGGUCCAAUGUACCAAUUGAAUGUGAUAGCUAAUCAGGAUGUUCUGGGUAAGUUAAACUUAUAA